Messenger RNA from Fusarium keratoplasticum, 7494 nucleotides. RefSeq names its product Carrier domain-containing protein. Gene Ontology annotation, biological process: fatty acid biosynthetic process; secondary metabolite biosynthetic process. NCBI's taxonomy places the organism in Eukaryota, Fungi, Ascomycota, Sordariomycetes, Hypocreales, Nectriaceae. The transcript has 11 exons. The record is from RefSeq and is a predicted model, not a curated record. Gene Ontology annotation, molecular function: phosphopantetheine binding; fatty acid synthase activity; 3-oxoacyl-[acyl-carrier-protein] synthase activity. Bases 1 to 7494 code for a protein of 2497 amino acids.
AUGUUGUCAAACGCCACGCAACAGCCACAGCCCAUUCAACGCCAUGAUACCCUCCAUGGGACCAUCAAUGAAACUUCCCCUUACCCGUUGAAUGGGCAUGGCAUUGACCACGUUCCUUUGAACGGACAUGGCCAUGACACCCAACCUUCUUUGAACGGCAACCCUACCAAUCCACGCCCCAUUGCCAUCUGUGGCAUGGCGCUUCGUCUCCCAGGAGGAAUCAAAGACCCAGAGGCCUUCUGGGACGUGCUCAUCAACGGCAAAGACCUCCAGGCUCCAGUCCCACCAACUCGGUGGAACGCAGCCGGCUUCACCAACAAACUCGGCAGCCGUAGCUCCAUCGCAGCUCAGAAGGGUUACUUUCUCUCAGACGACCUGUCCACCCUCGACACCUCCUUCUUCACCAUGAGCAAGCGGGAGCUUGAGAGGUGUGAUCCACAGCAGCGAAAGCUUCUGGAGAUUACUCGUGAAGUUUUGGAGAGUGCCAGGGAGACUGGGUUUCGUGGUAAGCCCAUUGGGUGCUAUGUAGGCACGUUCGGUGAGGAUUGGCUUCAGAUGAGUGGUAAGGAGGACCAACACAUUGGGGGGUACCCCCUGGCCGCCUACGGUGACCUCAUCCUUGCGAACCGCAUCUCUUUUGAGUAUGACCUGAAAGGUCCAAGCAUGGUCAUCAAGACUGGCUGCUCGGCCUCCCUUGUUGGCUUACACGAGGCUUGCCGAGCCAUCCAAAGUGGGGACUGCUCCUCUGCCAUUGUUGCUGGCGCCAACCUGGUCAUGGGUCCUAUCCCCACGUCCGUCAUGGCUGGUGAGGGCAUGCUCUCGCCAGAUGGCUCUUGCAAGACGUUUGAUGCCUCUGCUAACGGGUAUGCCCGUGGUGAGGCCAUCAAUGCACUCUACCUCAAGCCCCUGGAUGACGCCAUUCGUGACAACAACCCUAUCAGGGCUGUUAUUCGGAACACUGCUACUAACAGCGAUGGAAAGAGUCAGGGCAUCCUGGCUCCUAACGGUGCCUCACAUGAGGCGCUCAUGCGCAAGGUCUACGGGGACAUUGGUCUUGACCCGGGCAAAACUGCAUUUGUAGAGUGUCAUGGGACUGGGACACCGACUGGUGACCCUAUCGAGGCCACUGCCGUCGGCAAUGUCUUUGGACAGCAUGGUGUCUACAUUGGAUCUGUCAAGCCAAACACUGGGCACGCUGAAGGAGCAUCUGGCAUCACCAGCAUCAUCAAGGCAGUCUUGGCUUUGGAGAACAACACUAUACCCCCGAACAUCAAGUUCAACAACCCAAACCCGAAGAUCCCUUUUGACACCAAGAAGCUCAAGGUACCUACCGAGCCUGAGUCAUGGCCAGAAGGUCGGGACAAGAGAGUGAGCGUCAACUCUUUUGGUAUCGGGGGCUCCAAUGCCCAUGUCAUUCUUGAGGCACCUUCAAGCUUGUCCACUCAAACUGAGACAACCUCGAGCCCCAAGCUCAUCGUCAUGUCUGCAAACACGAGUGAAUCUCUGAAGCAGUACCUUGCGACCGCCCAAGACUACCUGGCACAACACCCACACAACGCUGCCGACAUGGCGUACACGCUGGCCCACCAUCGCCAAUCCUUCCCUCAUCGUGCAUUCAUGGUGGUCAAGGCAGACGGCUCACUGGUCGAGACGUCCUCCCCCGCCAGGGCUCCAAGCUCAGCUCCUGGAGUUGUCAUGAUCUUCAACGGCCAGGGCGCUCAGUGGCCUGAGAUGGGAAAGCAGCUCUUCGAGACUGAUGCCUAUUUCAGAGAAGACGUGAUGAAGAUGAACCACAUCCUCAAGUCUUUGAUGCAUCCUCCCAGUUGGAACCUCCAAGAUGAGCUUUUUGCUCCUCGGGGCCAGAGUCGGGUCCACCAAGCCGAACUCUCCCAACCACUAUGCACAGCACUACAGAUUGCGCUUGUAUGUCACUUGCAACGCGCUGGCAUUCGCCCAUCAGCAGUCGUCGGCCACUCCAGUGGAGAGAUCGCGGCAGCAUACGCAGCCGGAGCUAUUUCCCUGGAAGAUGCCGUCAUCGCCGCCUACUAUCGGGGCUAUGUGACCAAGCUUCAGACCCGAAAGGGUGGCAUGGGCGCUGUUGGUCUGGGUGUGGAUGACAUAUCAAAGUACAUCCAAGAUGGCAUCGUCAUCGCCUGUGACAACAGUCCUGAGAGUGUCACGUUAUCUGGCGAUGUGGAGGUGCUGGACAGGGUGCUCGGCACCAUCAAGGCAGAGAACCCCGAUACUCUGACCAGGAGACUCAAGGUCGAGAUCGCCUACCAUUCAGAUCAUAUGAAGCCUUUGGCAACUCAGUACAAGGAUCUGAUGGAGCCUGAACUGGCAGGGCGAGAUCUGAAGCGACCUGCUACCAUCGACAUCCCCUUCUUCUCGUCCGUCACAGGCAAGAUGAUUACUUCUGGUGACAGUCUGGGCCCGGACUAUUGGAUCUCCAACCUGACCUCGCGGGUCCGCUUCACUUCAGCUGUCAGCAAGGCCCUCAAAGAUCUCCCAAACAGUGUCUUUGUCGAGAUUGGCCCUCACUCUACCCUCUCUGGGCCGCUACGCCAAAUCUCGACUGCUGUUGGCGCAGACUAUCGUUACGUCUCUACCCUCAAACGCAGCGGCGACUCUUCUUACAACUUGCUGUCCACCUUUGGCCAGUUGCACCAGAAGGGAGUCCCCUUGGACUGGUCAGCCAUUGUCCCCAAAGGCAGAGUUUUGACCAACCUGCCCAGCUACGCCUGGGAUUACAGCAGCGGUUCAUUCUGGUACGAGACUCGCUUGUCUAGAGAGUCGAGGUUCCGUGAGUUUGGCCACCAUCGUCUUCUAGGUCUUCGCAACCCGCACAGUUCGAGCUUGGAACCGGCUUGGCGCAACAACUUGACCCUUGAAGAUGAGCCCUGGUUGACUGACCACAUGGUCGGAUCUGAUGUUGUCUUUCCGUUCGCUGGUUACAUCGCCAUGGCUGGCGAGGCUAUUCGUCAGACGACAGGCAUCUCAGAGGGUUACCGUGUGCUAGAUGCCACGGCUCGAUCUGCGAUGGUCUUGUCCGACCAACCCGUUGAGGUGGUGACCACCCUGAGGCCUGUCAACCUUUCCGACACAUCCGUGUUUAGAUGGUUUACUUUCACCAUCGUCUCUCAUAAUGGCUCUUCCUGGACUCUUCACUUUGAGGGCCAGGUCAAGGCAUGCAAUGAGGCCUUGACUCCUUCACUCACACCGGCCACCGAUGCCCUUAUCCGUCCUGUUGCCUCCACCGGCUGGUACGAUGCGCUGGAACACAUUGGUCUUGUGUACGGUCCUGAGUUCCAAGCACUCGAGGAAAUUGUCACCUCAGCUACAGAGAACCUGGCAGUUGCCAAGAUAAACAACAAGAGUCGGCAGAGCGAUGAAGCCUUCCUCUUUCAUCCAGCCACAAUGGACAAUUGUCUUCAGCUGCUUCUUGCAGCAACAACAAGAGGUCUUGGUAGAAACUUUGGCCAGCUUCGUGUGCCGACCAGCAUCGAGGACUUGGUUGUCAGGCGCAGCUCUACUAGCAUGGAUGUCGUGGCCUCGGCUCAAGCCCUUGAUGACCUCGCCGUCGAGGUUAUCACAGAUGGCAAAGUUGCACUUCGUCUCAACGGCUUGCAGCUGACCCCAGUCGACAAUGGGCAAGAUGAACCCCACGAGCGUCAUGCAGCUGCGCGUCUUGAGUGGUUGCCAGACUUUGACCUGAUGGAUCACAAGACGCUCUUCACCUCGACGCGGUCAGAUUUGAAGGAAGCGCGGAUGCAUGAGGAGAUGACCCUUCUGUGCAUCUUGGAAACCGCUGAGAAGAUUCGGGAUCUCGAGCCCUGCAACUGGCACUUUGAAAAGUUCCGGAAUUGGCUGAACCUGGAGAUCGAUCGUGCCAGACAAGGCACUUACCCCAUUGUCGAGCAGAGCAAGACAUUUACUGAGAUGGCAUCCCCACGUCGCCGUGAGAUGAUCCAGGAGUACUAUGAGACUCUAGUUCAGAGCACUAUGAGGGCAUUCUUCGCUGUUGGUCUCAAAGCCAUCUACGACAACUGCGAGGGCAUUUUCACUGGCGAGGUCGAUGCCCUCCAAACUCUCAUGAAAGACAACGUUCUAGCUGAGAUCUACAACGCCGUCAGCUUCGGCAAAGGCGACUUCUUAAAGCUUUUAGCACACUCAAGACCGGACCUCCGCAUCCUCGAGGUCGGUGCCGGAACUGGCGGGACAACCGAGAUGAUCCUUCGCAACUUGGCCAGGCCAGAUGGUCUCCCGGCGUACAGCGUCUACACUUUCAGCGACAUCUCAGCCGGGUUCUUCCCGCAAGCUCGAGAACGCUUCCAUUAUGCGCCCAACAUGGACUACCGAGCCUUUGACAUUUCAAAGGACCCAUUCGAACAGGGUUUCAAGGCUAACACGUACGAUGUCAUUCUUGCUCCAAAUGUCAUCCACGCUACCGAGUCUCUCAACAAGACCUUGUCCAACCUUCAGCCACUGUUGCGCACAGGCGGCCUUCUGGUGCUGACUGAGCUCUGUGGUGUCGUGCGCACUCCCAACUACGUCUUUGGGAACUUCUCAGGAUGGUGGCUUGGUGAGGCUGAUGGGAGAGAGUGGGAGCCGUAUGUCAGUGUUGAGAGAUGGGACCAGGAGCUCAAGGCGGCUGGUUUUUCCGGAGUUGACACCACUGUCCUUGACGCUGAAGAGCCUUUCAACUAUGGUGCUGCUGUUGUCAGUACCAAGGUGGAGAAUGGCAAGAACCCGAAGGAUCUUGUGGACACUAGCAGCGUGUCCAUCAUCACGACAGAGCCUGAGGGCGCUCUAGCCAAGAAGUUGAUGGCAGAGCUCAACGACUCUGGCAUAUCCACUAGCGUGCAUGGCUUGCCUGAAGCUGCCACCCUGUCGCCGGAUGCCGACAUCAUCUCCCUGGUCGACCUCGAGAUCGACUUCUUUCAAAACAUCAGCCAACAGCAGUUCAAGGACUUCCAGGACUUCUUGAAUAGUCAAAAGACGGGGCGCGUCCUAUGGCUCACCAAGCCAGCGCAGGUCAACUGCCAAGAUCCGCAAUCAUCCCUUUCCAUUGGCCUCGCACGUUGUAUCCGUGCCGAAUCUCAGAUCCCGUUUCACACCCUCGAGAUCCAACCUGAUGAGUCUUGUUUUGCCGGACUGGUGGCCAAGCUUCUGAAUAAGAUCCGGCGGACAGUUGACGAUGAGUUGUUGUCUCCGGACAGGGAGUACAUCGUUGACGAGGGACUUGUCAAGAUCGGCCGGUAUCAGCCACUAUUCGUUAGCCAUGAGCUCAAAGAGACGAACUUAGCUGUUGCUAUUGACACAAGCGACGAGAACGAGGUCGUUGUCAAAACAUGCGCCGUGGCACUCAGUGCCGGUGCUGAUGGUGCAGUCUUCAAAACGGAGGAGGAUACGUCUCUCAACCAUGAUCUUCUCCAAGUGGCUGGUAUGGUGUCAGCUGUUGGUCCAAACGUUGAAGGUCUGGCUGUCGGCGACCGUGUUCUUGCUACGGCUACAGACUGCUCCAUCAAGACCAAGAUGGCUUGCUUCAAAUCUCUAGUUCACAAGAUUCCCCAGAGUCUGGACUUUGAAGAUGCUGUAGCGAUGGCGAUUCCUUUCGCCACCGCUCUUGAGAGCCUCAUCAAUGUUGGACAACUCCAGAAAGGCCAGUCUGUCUUGAUCCAUCCUGCAGCCACUGCCAUCGGUCAAGCCGCCAUCCAGAUCGCAAAGUUCAUCGGCGCCAAGAUAUAUGCUACAGCGACCAGCCAAGAAGAGGCAGAGAUCCUCGAAGAGGCCUACGAGAUUGAUGUCCGCCACAUCUUUACCUGCCAUGAAGAUUCCCUUGCCGCCACUCUCAAGCGUGAAACCGGCAACUGCGGUGUUGAUCUUGUCCUUCACUCAGUCCCCGGGAUUUCCUGCCAAGCCUUGAGGGACUGCGUUGCCAAUUUCGGCAAAAUGAUCAACCUUGGAGAUACCAGCAGCUUUGACGGAGAAGCUCUCGCCAUGAGGCCGUUCUUGAAGACCAGACAUUAUCAUGGCAUCAACAUGGCUCAGUUGGCUCGGAAGAGACCUCAGCGGAUGGCAGAGCUUCUCAGAAAGAGCAUCCAGCUUUGCGAAGACGGCCUGAUCGAGCCCAUUGGCUCUGCCGUGUUCGAGGCAGUUGACAUUGAGAAGGCCUUCCGGCAACUCAGAGACGAUCACGUCGACAACGUCGUGGUGAGGAUCCCUACAGAUGCCUCAACUCUCCCAACAACACCGCGCUACACCAAGCUCAGAAUGAGGAGUGACGCCUCCUACCUCCUCACAGGCGGCAUGGGAGGCCUUGGAGUGGGCAUCUCAAGAUGGCUUGUUGAGCGCGGUGCAAGGUCUCUGGUCUUCCUCUCCCGCAGCGCAGGCCAAAAGCCCAAAGACGAAGCGUUCAUCAGAGAGCUCGAGUCGUGCGGGUGCUCGGUAGUGACAGUGGCCGGUCGAGCUCAGUCCAUGGAAGACGUGCAGAGAGCCAUCUCGCUCGCACCGCAUCCCAUCAUGGGCGUGGUUCAUCUUGCCAUGGUUCUUCGCGACAAUCCCAUUGCCACCAUGUCCUAUGAGGAUUGGACAACAACCACAGCCCCAAAGAUACAGGGAGCGUGGAACCUGCACGAGUGCCUCAAGGACCACGAUCUUGACUUCAUGGUGAUGGCAAGCUCCAUCAACACCAUCGUUGAAAGUCCAGGCCAGGGCAACUACUCGGCAGCCAACACGUUCCUCGAGGCAUUCACCCAGUAUCGACGGUCGCUCUCCCUUCCGGCAUCUGUACUGAACAUCUGUGCCAUUGAGGAUGUGGGAUAUGUGGCUGAAAACGCCUUUGCCAAGAAGAACAUCAAAUCCCAAGGCCUGUACAGCCUGCGAGAAAAGGAGCUGCUCGACUUUUUCGAGCUAGCCAUCCGACUGUCACCAGCCUCCACCGCUACCACACCCGACCCGUCGUCGACACUAGUGGAGGAAAGUGAGGUUGACCAUCACAGCAAAUUGACACAGCAUCGUCCCUGGAGCAGCAAGGGGCAAGUCGUCAUGGGUCUGCGAUCUGAGAGCGAUCUCAACGACACCAACACACGAACCAACUGGCGACGAGAUCGUCGAAUGGGCUUCUACCACAACUACAACAGGACCAAGACCACAGACCAGGACGAGUCUUCUAACAAUCUUGCCGAAUUUCUCUCCAGCGCGACAGACAACCCCAGCAUUCUCGACGAAGCAGCGACUUCCGUCUUUUUGGCUCAAGAGAUCGGCAACAAGGUGUUCAAUCUUAUCCUCAAGGAUGCCGAGAACCUGGACACGAGCUUGACGCUGCAGCAGGUUGGUCUUGAUUCGCUCAUGGCUAUUGAGCUACGCCGGUGGUGGAAGCUUGCUUUUGGCCUGGAGAUCAGUGUGUUGGAGCUCAUGGCUACCGGGACUAUGGAAGCACUUGGAGCCGUUGCUGCCAAGGGGCUGAAGGGGAGACUGGCUUCAAGUGGCUAG